Molecule: messenger RNA, 516 nt
Organism: Microthlaspi erraticum
Lineage: Eukaryota; Viridiplantae; Streptophyta; Magnoliopsida; Brassicales; Brassicaceae
Source: the annotation of a GenBank genome assembly
AUGGUUCUCUAUUUGGAGGUGAUGUGGAAAAUAAUAGCCAUAAGUUCUCUAUUUGGCAUCUUCAUAUCACUCAACAGCUUCUGUCCUUUCUCAUCUCCCAAUUGGUUUGCAGCCAUCGGUGGCACAGCCUUGUACGUGACGUUACUGCUCAUGUUUCACUUUACCACCGAUACUCGCAUCUACAAAGAAGAAGAGCCUCCUCUACCGGCUACACGUGCGGGCUACUCGGUGAUUCUUAUGACAGCCAUGCUUUAUUUCCCUUACUAUUACUCGGCCCUUGAUUUUCUGAUCUACCUUUGCUCCAUGUUUGCCUUUGGGAUCUCCAUCUUCCAGCUCAAUUCUCCCAUGGACACUACACACGUUUCUGCGACCUUGUUUUUUGGUUUCUUCGCUGCUUAUAUAGGAUACGGGUUUAAUCAAAAUUUCCCAAAUGUGGAACGUUCCUUUUGGUUUGUUUUUGUAUUUUCUAACCUUUUUAUAAGGCUUAUGUUCCCCCUCAAUGGCCUCUAUAAUUGA